ACAGUCUCCUAAUCGCCUCCUCGCUUAAAAUUCUCUUCUUGACCAAACAAGCAGAAACAGUUAAUUCAGCUAUGAAAGCAUACAGCACGAUAACAUCACUGUUCUCCAUGAAAUCAAGCACCACCAACACUAACAGCACGGCCAUGGAAGAAAGAGAUAGCUGUUACUUCCCUGGUUGCAGAAAAGGUGCCAAUUGCAACUGUGAUAUUUGCUUAGUUAGCAUCAAUGCUACCCUUGACCUCAUGCCAGUCAGCAUUCAAAAGUCCUCUCUCGCCAAGCUUUCUUCUUCACGCGCCAACAUGGAAUGCUCUCCCCUUUCUUUUGAUACUUCAGUUAUCUCUACACCGAGAUCAAGUUCUUGUCCUAAAAUGGACUCUCCAACACUCAAAUCAACAGCAAGAUUGACUCUGAAUCAAAAGAAAGAAAAGAAGAAAGAACCGCGGCCUUUUGGUUUUUGGGGUGUUUUUUUUAGCCUGGUUUGGGGAUUAAGCUUGCUUUAUGGUGUGGAAAAUGGGUUUUCUUGGGGGGUUUGUAGGGUUGUAAGGCCUGCGUUUUCAUCUGAUAUGAUUAGAAGUAUUGGUGAGAGAUCUUGGGUUGUACAAGAUUCGAAUCGGAGGCUAAGGUUUUUGCAGAGUGAAUUGAAAGAUUUUGUUGCCGAUGGGAAGGUUUCAAAUUGCAGCUUUAUGAAUUCAAUAUGGGAAAUCAACAAGGAUGGGCUGCUUUUGAAUUCACGGUGCGUCUUGUACAAGUCAGCAGUGGAAGAGGUGAGCAUAUGGGGCUGGCCUUUGCAAACUGGAGGAUUGCUCAAAACAGAAUUUUUUUCACGAUCAUUUACAGUGUUGUCAGGCAGAGUUACAGAGUGGUCUGACGGGAAGAUUGGCUACUCAAUUCGAAAAGCCAACACUUCUUGGGUUCACAGGAAUUGGGCUGCCUCUGUUGUCCAAUUAGAUCCCAAUACAUGGAUUCUGGAGUAUGAGAGUAGGUUGAUGUUGGAUAACUCAAUGCUGUUUUCAGCAGUAGCAGGGGUCUUCAAAUACAGAAUGUCACGAGCUCUGAAAAGCAUGAAUCCAGGAUUCUGGUUGUUCUCUGAUUUUGAGCGCCAAUACAGUGUCUCUACAGUAAAAGACCGUGUCAAGAUCAUCCCAACUUAGAGAGAAUAUAUUGAUAGAAGACGCGGUGCCUUAAUUCCUCCAGCACAGUUCCAGUUCUCAUUGCUUGUGAGAAGAAAGACAAAAACCUAAGGGUAUCAAGGACCAUUUCCCUUCAUUUCAAGUUCCUUGUCAUGUUUUUGCUUGAAUCUUAAUUUCAUUUUCUAAGUGCGUAGUGAUGUUUGGAUAUUCUAAGAUGACAAGAAUUUCAAUUUCUAAUAUUCUAAAUUGGAAUUGUACACGCUGAACUGAUACUACAUGACCAGUGUUUCUAA
Molecule: messenger RNA, 1423 nt
Organism: Populus nigra (black poplar)
Lineage: Eukaryota; Viridiplantae; Streptophyta; Magnoliopsida; Malpighiales; Salicaceae
Exons: 3
Coding region: 72-1151 (359 amino acids)
Cellular component (GO): endoplasmic reticulum
Source: RefSeq, a predicted model, not a curated record